GGCUUCAAACGCACAAGCAAGCUCGGUAAGCACGCCAUGAAGAUGAAGAGAUGCAUCGUUCCUAGCAUCCUGCUGAUGUUUUCACUGGAGGCAGCGCUCCUCGUCGCCGGUCGCACCUCCGCCGCCGACGAAGUGGGCGCCAUUCUCCUGCCGAGCCAAGGCCAAGCUAACUGGGGCCUUGGGCUUGCAGAGGAAGCAGCCAUGGCGGCGGCCAAGAAGAGGCCGUGGAAGUGCUGUGACCAGGCGGUGUGCACCAGGUCCAUCCCGCCGAUCUGCAGCUGCAUGGACCAGGUCUUCGACUGCCCCUCCACCUGCAAGUCCUGCGGGCCGUCCAUGGCUGACCCGUCCCGCCACGUCUGCCAAGACCAGUACGUCGGCGACCCCGGGCCCAUCUGCAGGCCGUGGGAGUGCUGCGACUCGCCUACCUGCACCAGGUCCAACCCGCCGACGUGCCGCUGCGGGGACGAGGUCGACAAGUGUGCUCCGACCUGCAAGACCUGCCUGCCGUCCAGGUCCCGCCCUUCCCGCCGCGUCUGCAUCGACAGCUACUUUGGGCCCUUCCCGCCCGCAUGCACGCCGUCAGAGGCUGUUGCCGCCGGCGGUAACUAGCAUGCGCAGCGCACGCGCGUUGAUCACCCGAUCAACGCCGUCGAGUGUCCUCAUACCCUGCUGCAGCAGCAGUGUCUAAGAAUAAAAUAAAAAUGGAUGGUCUAUAUGUGUGGUGGACACAAUUAUGAAUAAGACAACGUAGCAAUGUUCAAUCUUUAUAAAUGAACGGUGCAGUUUUCUUCGGUUUCA
This is a messenger RNA of Triticum dicoccoides, 798 nucleotides long. RefSeq names its product Bowman-Birk type trypsin inhibitor. Gene Ontology annotation, cellular component: extracellular region. The transcript has 2 exons. The record is from RefSeq and is a predicted model, not a curated record. NCBI's taxonomy places the organism in Eukaryota, Viridiplantae, Streptophyta, Magnoliopsida, Poales, Poaceae. Gene Ontology annotation, molecular function: serine-type endopeptidase inhibitor activity. The coding region runs from base 37 to 609 and encodes 190 amino acids.